This is a messenger RNA of Bipolaris sorokiniana ND90Pr, 490 nucleotides long. RefSeq lists its product as uncharacterized. The transcript has a single exon. The annotation marks the transcript as partial. Lineage: Eukaryota; Fungi; Ascomycota; Dothideomycetes; Pleosporales; Pleosporaceae. The record is from RefSeq and is a predicted model, not a curated record.
AUUGAUAUUGACAAUGGAUAUCUUUUUUGCCCUGUGCUAAAAGAUAUAUUGCACCCAAAAAGGCUGGUCUUCUUUUCUCCUCUCUGUCUCUGUCUCUCUCCUCUCCAGCGCUCUAACUGGCGGCCGCCGGUCAGCUACGGCCACCACCCCAAGCAAACAACGUUAGGCCUCGGCGGAAUGCCUAGACGGACUGAUCCGUGCGGUUGCUCGCCAGAGCUUCAGCUUUUGCGGUUUGCUCAUUGUGGCCUGGUGCAUCCACUCUUUGCUGCAUGCUUUUAUCUCUUUUUUCUUUUCUCCUCCCGCUUGCCUCCCCGCCUGCCAAAUUUCUUCCCGAAUGACGUCCGCCCCUGGCUGCAAAUCGUAUAUCCUUAUGUACGUAUAGCAUGUCCGUCCGGCUGACUGCAGGGCCAGCUGCAGAUAAGAGGGUGUGUAGACACGCACGAGUUUUUCUCGUCCUUGUUUGUUUUCAAGAGCCAUUGUUGCCCUUGCG